UGUCCUGGCAGAAGGGGCUCAGCUCUGCUAUUCUGGUGCAGAACAGCAGAGAGAGGGGGGGCAGAGCAGUCACUGACAGGAAGGCUGUGGCUGUGCUCCAGGAAAGGAGGAGUCCGAGGAGCAGGAAGAGAACGCAGAAGCUCAGGCCCUGGAGUCUGCUGAGGCCUGCACCUUCCCGGGGUCUGAGCAGGAAGACAUCCAGGAUGUGGCCUCUUCUGCUGGCACUUACCUCCCUGAUGCCCGUCACCUACUGCAACUCUACUGCCAUGAGGGACCUUCCUGCACCAGCUAACGUCCACAUUGAUUCCUACAACAUGAAGCACAUACUGAGAUGGGAUCCUGUGGAAGUUUCGGAGGAGCGGCUCCCUGUAACGUACAGGGUAGAGUGUGUUCUGAGCAAUCGCAAUUUUCCAAUGUGUGAGAACAUCACUGAGACACAAUGUGAUUUCACAGACAAAAUACAACCUUUCUGGAGAGGCGUUUAUACAGUGCGGGCGGAGGUGAGCGAGCUGACGUCUGCCUGGGCCAAAACGGGUCAUUUUCAAGCAAAUAUAGACACAAAAAUUGGUCCUGUAAAGUCCCUCGUCGUGGAGUCCCAUGAAAACACAGUGAAAGUAGAUUUUUCACCCCCGUUUUCACCAAUUCUAAAAAAUGUUAGAUACACGGCGUAUUACUGGAAGGAGGGCGCUGAGGAGAAGAUGGAGGUUCCUUUAAGGGCGCCCACGCACUUCGUCCUGGAGGACCUGGAAGAACUGACUGUGUACUGUGUGAAGGUCAAAGCCUCCACUGAUUUUAUAGAAGGUCAAGCGAGUGAUCCCAAAUGUGUGAAGACAAUGAGUCGAGAUUACAGUGAAAAGCAGUUGGCCGUGGCUGUCGUCUGUGUUAUCUUUGUCUGCGGGAUCGGUUUGGCCGCUGGAUUCGUAGUGUAUAGAAAUCGCGCUGUUCUGAAGCGUUUGCUGUACCCCCCUUUCAGGAUGCCAAAUCACAUUCAGGAGUUCUUGGAGAAUGUUCCUGAGCAAUCCCACAAGGAAUCGAUUCACCCAAGUGAUAAAGAAGAACAUUACAAUGAUAUUUCACUUUUAGAAUUAUCAUUCUACCUGGAGGAUGACCAGCUGUGUUCUGACCCAAACCUGGGGUCUACUGAGAAAACCUGAAGAAGUUCUGACCAAGCAACUGACGCUACUCAUGCUAAUCUGUACAGCUAUGAACCUUGUGCAGAUGCCCCUCACGUUCGGUGCGGACAACCUCUGGGACUCCUGCCAUGUAAGGUCUUGUGCCAAGAAGUGUCUAUAGUAAUAACAUGACUUUAGGAAUGACUCCUCAUGGUUAUGGGUAUCCAGAUGGAAGGUGUGGGACUCUUUAUUUUUGUAAUAACUCAGGUUACAGUCUGUAGUCCCUGUGAUUCGCAGGCUUUUGUUAUGUUUGUCGAUUGAUCCAUUACUCUUCAG
This is a messenger RNA of Bufo bufo (common toad), 1448 nucleotides long. Its product is annotated as interferon gamma receptor 2-like. NCBI's taxonomy places the organism in Eukaryota, Metazoa, Chordata, Amphibia, Anura, Bufonidae. The record is from RefSeq and is a predicted model, not a curated record. The transcript has 7 exons. Gene Ontology annotation, molecular function: protein binding. The coding region runs from base 204 to 1154 and encodes 316 amino acids.